Molecule: messenger RNA, 967 nt
Organism: Anguilla rostrata (American eel)
Lineage: Eukaryota; Metazoa; Chordata; Actinopteri; Anguilliformes; Anguillidae
Product: transmembrane protein 235-like
Exons: 4
Coding region: 296-967 (223 amino acids)
Cellular component (GO): apical plasma membrane
Source: RefSeq, a predicted model, not a curated record
CCUAUAAAAUGCUGUUCUGAUGGGAGAGGAGCUGUUCGCAGACUGCGAUUGAGGCUAAGGGGACUCACACACGAACGGACUCAUUUUAGGGGAAUGUUUCGUGAUGGCACGUCUAAGCGCAAUGCUUAUGUUUUGGAGAGCGAGUAACUGAAUGAUUUCGGUUGCUCAGUAGCCUACCUUGACGUACAGUACCGGGGGCCAGCUGUAUUUCGGUUAAUUUACAUGUCGCCAAUCUGGUGUUCAGUGGCUGCUGAUUUUCACCCCACUAUUCUGUAUAGUUAAACAAACAUUGAAAAUGAAAAUGAAUUUCGGAACUGUGGUUGUUGUUGCUGGCUUCGCGGGGAUGUUAAGUUUUGGAUUCCUGGCUGCAGCCAUCGGGAGUGAGUACUGGUAUAUUAUAGAGGUGAACAAACUGAACCAGACAGACUCGGAGGAACUGAACUCUCAUUCUGGACUGUGGACGACGUACGAAGGGAGAAGUGGCAGUGCUCAUUCCAUCUACUCCUUCUAUGACUCCUCUGGAUACAACUACACCGAGCCGGAGCAGCGCAUACGCAGCAUGCAUAGGAUGAUCGUGAUCCUGCUGCCACUCAACCUGGUGCUGCUGGUGUUCGGCGGUAUCUGUGGCCUCGUUAGCGCCCUGUCACGGAGCCCCGCCCUCCUAAUUGGCUCCGCCUCCUACAUCUUCCUCUGCAGUCUCCUCACCCUGUGUGGGGCCUGCCUGUACCUCAGCUACUCCCAGCAGGCCCUGGAGGAGUUGCAGCGGCAGGUGGGACUGGAGCUCAUGGCCCAUGUGCACUUGUGCUUCGGCUGGCCUGGCUGGCUGGCUGCCUUCAGCCUGAGUCCUGACUGGGACCUCCUCCACGGCUGCCAGGAUCCUGUGAAGCCACCACGCAACCCAGCAAAUAUCUGCACCUCCUCCUAUACAUACUGCACCUCCUCCAACACCUACAGCUCCAAUACCUAA